Sporisorium graminicola is the source of this 1926-nucleotide messenger RNA. RefSeq lists its product as uncharacterized. The record is from RefSeq and is a predicted model, not a curated record. Bases 1 to 1926 code for a protein of 641 amino acids. Gene Ontology annotation, molecular function: phosphatidylserine decarboxylase activity. Gene Ontology annotation, cellular component: mitochondrion. Lineage: Eukaryota; Fungi; Basidiomycota; Ustilaginomycetes; Ustilaginales; Ustilaginaceae. Gene Ontology annotation, biological process: phosphatidylethanolamine biosynthetic process. The transcript has a single exon.
AUGCGAGCUCCCAUCUUGCGGCCUCGUGGCCGCGCCGACCUCCUACGAAUCCUGGCGCCACCAGAUUCUCUAUGCUCGGCCAGGCAUUUUUUGCCAUCUCGGGUAUCAGCCAUCCCAACGCCGUCGAUCAGCACUGCCAUCUUGCUCGCCCGGCCUCUGUCCUCCUCUGCCAAACGCUAUUACAGCCGCGAUCCACUCCAAGCCGAACACGAAGCCAACACUGUCCGCGGCAAUCGUGUAGCUCGGGGCCGCACCGAGGAACAGGCACGACAGUUUCAUCAAUCCCAGCAGGGCCGAGAAGAGCAAAAGCCUUCGUACAAGCAGAAGCUUUCGAGAUCAUGGUCCGGCACACCCAUUAGGUGGUAUCCGAUCCCUAUCCUACUCGGUGCCGUCGUUCUUGUUGGCGUUCAGGCUCGUAGAAAUUAUAUCGCCGAGCAGAAUGGGAACGGCGUCGGUACCAAGAUCGUCGACGAGAACGGCCAAGUCGUUAGGAUGCAAGGCCCUUGGACCGUCUACGUCAUUGGUGCGCUUCCUCUCAACGCCAUCUCGCGCGCCUGGGGGUGGGCCAACAACAUCACGCUUCCCGUCUGGUUCCGUCCGUUCGGCUUCAAGCUGUACGCGUACAUCUUUGGCUGCAACUUGGACGAGAUGAAAGAUCCAGACCUCACACAUUACAAGAGCUUGGGCGAGUUCUUCUAUCGAGAGCUCAAGGAGGGCGCCCGCCCCAUCGAUGAUAGCAUCCUCGUCUCCCCCGCCGACGGCAAGGUGCUGCAUUUCGGCGAGAUCGCCGGUCGACGUGUCGAGCAGGUCAAAGGUAUCACUUAUUCGCUCGACGCUCUUCUCGGGGUGACGAGCUCUCCGGAAGCCACGGAAAAGGCGGUAGGCAGCUCGCUCGAAGACUCAGACCACGAACACCUCGACGAUCGUCAGUUCGCUUCGGUCAACGGUAUCGACUACACGCUCGACGAGUUGCUCGGCGACGAAAAAAGCAAGUCCGCGGUGCCCGACCCUGACGAGACACCAAAACGCAAAUCAUCCUGGAAGAGAUUCGUCAAAGCUUCCUACUGGAAGUCGUGGGUGAAAAGCACGCCGUCCCAGAGCUCCACCACGACCGGCAUUCCGGCAUCGAACGCCGUCGGAAGCUCUGACGGUCAGAACAGCCAUGCAGACGACGAAGGCGGCGACAACGAUGAUCAACAGUCCAAGGCAGACGCUGCUGCCGCCCAGAAAACAAAGCAGAUCGACGAUGCUGGAAUGCCAGAGCCUGACACCCCUGAGGUGCUCGGCCGCUACGCCAACGUCGCCUACGAGAUGGGUGUGAGCGCCCUCCCACCGCUGCUGCAGCCUCACUCGCCCAAUCAGAAAGGCGUCAAGGAGGGCAACAAGCUCUUCUUCUGCGUCAUCUACCUGGCUCCAGGAGACUACCACCGCUUCCACAGCCCCACCAACUGGGUCGCCGAGCGUCGUCGACACUUCCGCGGCGAGCUCUACUCGGUGUCACCGUACAUGGCCCGCCGACUGUCCAACCUGUUUGUGCUCAACGAGCGCGUGGCAUUGCUGGGACGAUGGAGGCACGGCUUCUUCGGCAUGGUCCCCGUGGGUGCCACCAACGUCGGCUCGAUCCGCAUCAACUUUGACAAGGCGCUGCGCACCAACGUCCGCAUGCAGCGCUACCUCGCCGGGACGUACUCGGAGGCUUCCUACUCGGGCGCCAGCAAGCUCCUCGGUGGCCAGCCUCUCGCAGCGGGAGACGAGAUGGGUGGCUUCCUGCUCGGGUCCACCAUCGUGCUGGUCUUUGAAGCUCCCGCCGAGUUCCGCUUCAACCUCAGGCCGGAACAGAAGAUCAAAGUGGGUGAGCGACUCGGUGAUAUUCGUGAGCCGUCGCCGGAAGAGUCGGGGGACAAGAAGAAUGGCCGUCAAGUGUGA